This is a messenger RNA of Telopea speciosissima, 222 nucleotides long. RefSeq lists its product as uncharacterized. Bases 23 to 217 code for a protein of 64 amino acids. The transcript is spliced from 3 exons. The record is from RefSeq and is a predicted model, not a curated record. Lineage: Eukaryota; Viridiplantae; Streptophyta; Magnoliopsida; Proteales; Proteaceae.
AUAUAUAUAUAUAUAUAUACAUAUGGCGAAUCAACUGGGGAACUUGGUAGAAUCGAUCAAGUCGAAGGUGAGAGCUCUGAAGAAAUCCAAGAAACCAUAUGUAAAGAUGGACAAGAGCUCCAGCGUUAAGGUCGAAAUCAGAAGCAGGCGUGCCAGGAAGCUCAUCGACGAGACUUUGAAAGUCGCCGAUCGUCCCGGAAAGAAAAGCAUUUCUUAACUCCC